Molecule: messenger RNA, 1896 nt
Organism: Contarinia nasturtii (swede midge)
Lineage: Eukaryota; Metazoa; Arthropoda; Insecta; Diptera; Cecidomyiidae
Product: glucose dehydrogenase [FAD, quinone]-like
Exons: 4
Coding region: 1-1896 (631 amino acids)
Molecular function (GO): flavin adenine dinucleotide binding; ecdysone oxidase activity
Source: RefSeq, a predicted model, not a curated record
AUGGCGACAAUACCUCUGUUCGUCCAAUCGAUAAUCGUUCAAUUAACUAAUGGAAGACAAGUGACGCCCGCCAAUUCAGCUAUAAUGGCAUUAGCCACAAUUGCUGUAACAUUUCAAUUCAUUGGGCAAAAUGACGUUACUUAUGAUGACUACCUAGAUAAUCCAGUUUUUUUACUUUUUAAGCCAAGACUUGAAUUUGAUUUCAUCAUUGUUGGGACUGGAUCGGGAGGCAGUGCAAUGGCUGGACGGUUAUGUGAAGUGAAUAACUGGCAGGUGCUAUCGAUCGAAGCAGGCGAUAACCCAAUUCUUAACACUGAAGUACCGAAAUUUUUUACUCAUGCAUGGCGAUCACCAAACGACUGGAACUAUACUAGUAUUGAAAAGAGAGCAUGUCUAUCUCAGUUUGGUGUGUGCUAUCUCCCGCGUGGGUGCAUGGUCGGUGGUUGUGCAUCAAUAAAUGUAAUGUUCUUUGUUCGUGGAGCCUAUGCUGAAUACGAUUUAUGGGAGACUAAAUUUAACUGUACUGGUUGGGGUUUCAAAGGUGUUUUACCGUAUUUCAAGAAGUUUGAAGGCAAUCGACACAACUGGGGUAAUGAUUAUCACAAUCAAACAGGGAAAGUGUGCAUUGAUUUCUACGAAAAAGCACCAUAUAUUAAUUUCUUUGCAAAAGCAGGCGCUGAAAUGGGCUAUCCAACUAUAUCUGAUAUUAAUGGUCCCGAAAAUCCAUAUACUAAUCCUGCUUAUUGCGAGAUCCAGGGAACAGUAUGCAAUGGCCGUCGUUCUGGCACCAAUAAAGCAUAUAUAAUUCCACUUAAGAGAAAGUCAAAUUUUAAACUGAUCAAAAAUGCGAUCGUCACGAAAAUAUUAUUCAAUGGAAACCGGGCGAUUGGUGUCGAAUUCGUUAGAUAUGGCAUAACGUAUAAAGCAUAUGCCAGAAAAGAAGUGAUUGUAUCUGCUGGAGCUUACGGAUCGCCAAUUUUGUUGCAGCUAAGUGGAAUUGGUGAUCCGGCUAUAUUGAAGAAAAACCAAAUCCCGGUAGUAGCUUCAUCGCCACAAGUGGGAAAGAAUAUGGCUGAUCAUGUCUGUGUUUAUAUGUGGUAUUCAUUUCCAUUAAUUCAAGAUUAUAUGUCUGUGCCGGAAGUGGGCCGAAAUAUUACACUUUAUUACAGGAAUCCAAGAGCGGGCUAUUUUGCUCAGAUAAGCACUUUGCCAACGAUUGGAUUUUUGAAUACCACAGUGGGUGGUCUUGCUCAUAUUGAAUGCUUUCACUAUUUGUUUUUUAAGAAUUCUGUGGAGCUUCCGGAGUUUCUAAGAACAAUGUUUUAUAAAGAUGCUGUAAACAAAGCAAUUUUGGCCGCAAAUAACAUUGGCGCUGUGGCAUUGGUGAUGCCGUCGCUUUUGAAUCCACUUUCACGAGGUCAUUGUUUACUUAAUGGAACCAAAGGAGUUGAAGCCUUCAAGGAAUUACCCAUAUUUAUGAACUAUUACUCAGAUUCUAAGGAUGAAGAUAGAAACAUCAUGAUAAAAGCCGUAAAAGAUCAAAGGGCACGAGAGAAAACAGAAACUUAUCAGAGUGUUAACGCAUCUCUGAUAAGAAUGCCCGAUUGUUUCAAUUUUGAUUUAGAUUCAGAUGAAUUUUACAAUUGUUUUAUUGAUCAAUUCAGCGCAAGCAUAUGGCAUCCAGCCGGUACAUGUCAAAUGGGCCCAGAUCCGGCGACAGCAGUAGUUGGCACCGAUUGCAAAGUGCACGGUGUUGCAAAUGUGAGAGUGGUAGAUGUAUCCAUAACGCCGAAAUUGCCUUGGGGUAACACAAACUCACCGGGCAUAAUGAUUGGAGAAAAGUGCGCUGACCUUUUGAAGAAAUCUUAUGGCGUAACUAUUGGUGUUACAUCGUAA